GUUUCUCACGCAUAAAUUUUCAUAUUCAAAGAGAAAAUGACCAUUGUAGGCCCGAAAGUAUCUUGAUGCUGUUUGUGUUUAUCCAUGGGCAUCUGCUCCGCUGUUGAUUACGAUAUGCAUUCUCACAACUUACACAUUAGCUUUACAUGAGAAGCUUACAGCAGCUAAGGCUUUCACCUGUCUAGUUCUUGUAAAUAUUCUUAUCAUGCCAUUGAAUUCUUUUCCUUGGGUGCUGAAUGGCCUUGGCGAGGCUUUGGUACCAUUGAGGAGGCUCAGGCGUCUUUUCAAUUUGAAUAAUAUGGAUGUGCAUGAUAUUUACGCGUUAUCGGGAGAUAAGGAUGCUGUAAUAUACGUGAGGGAAGGUAACUUUGAAGAGGAUCAAGGCAUGCCAUCAGCGGAGUCUCGUUCCGUGAAACAAAGGUUGCUUGGUGAAACGAAAUCCCUUACGGAAUGCAUAGGGAUCACGCAAGAAAGCGUCUCUGAUGGUAUUGGCUACAUGGGAGAAGAACGAUGGCUCUAUGGAGCAGGGUACGUUGAAUUUUUCAACUUAUUCACAUUUGGCACUAAUGAUAUCAGUACUGUACGGGAGAAUAUAAUGGCAUUUCUUGAAAACAAGGAGCGACGGCGACAUGUAAUACCACAUAUACGAGAAAUGCGACUUCGUUGUUCUUUAUGCGGGGCGGGUUCAUUCUUUUUUACGGUUUUGCGGGUGCAUUUGAUGGAAGGUUACUGCGAAAAACUACAUCGUGCACCAGAAGUAGUUGACUUGGACCGCCAUCCAUGUAUGACCAAAGAACAGGCUGAUUCUCUUUCUGAGUUGGUCCAUCCGAUCAAUCCUGGACGAGUGAUGUACACUAGUGGUCAUACUGCUUCGGCAAAAAGCCGAGUCCCGUAUUGUCCUGAUCCUGUGAUAGAGGAGCGAAUAUUGGAACUGGUAGAGUUCUCUGCCGCUCAACUCCAACACGCACCAGAGGACUUGAAUUGCGUGAGAUUGUGA
Cylicostephanus goldi is the source of this 997-nucleotide messenger RNA. The record is from the annotation of a GenBank genome assembly. Lineage: Eukaryota; Metazoa; Nematoda; Chromadorea; Rhabditida; Strongylidae.